Leptonychotes weddellii (Weddell seal) is the source of this 1145-nucleotide messenger RNA. The record is from RefSeq and is a predicted model, not a curated record. NCBI's taxonomy places the organism in Eukaryota, Metazoa, Chordata, Mammalia, Carnivora, Phocidae.
CCCUCGGCCCGCAUGCGCACCCAGUUCUGAGCGGCCUGAGGAAAUUUCCUCUUACACUCCCUCGGCAGCAGGCUCCAGUUUCUCCUCCUAUCUUCUCCAUUUUACUAGUCCCUGCAGGAUUUCACUAGAAUAUUGUUUGGAGAAGGUAUGGAAGUUCUGCGCCCACAGCUUGUAAGAAUUGGUGGACGGAUUUACAGAAAAAAUCCCGUCCAAGAACAGACUUAUCAACAUGAAGAAGAAGAUGAAGACUUCUGUCAAGGCUUUGUGGAGUGUGCAGAGGAGCCCUGUGAUGCCUACGAGGUGGUGCAGACCCAGCAAGGUUUCCGGUGUACCGUGAAGGCCCCCAGUUUGCUCUACAAGCAUAUAGUUGGCAAAAGAGGGGACACUAGGAAGAAACUAGAAGUGGAAACCAAAACAUCUAUUAGCAUUCCUAAGCCUGGACAAGAAGGAGAAAUUGUAAUCACUGGCCAGCAUCGAAGUGGUGUAAUUUCAGCUCGAACUCGGAUUGAUGUUCUUUUGCUCACUUUUAGAAGAAAGCAACCCUUCACUCACUUCCUUGCCUUUUUCCUCAAUGAAGCUGAGGUUCAGGAGCGAUUCCUGAAGUUCCAGGAGGAAGUACUGGAGAAGUGCUCCAUGGAUCAUGGGGUUGACAGCACCAUUUUCCAGAAUCCCAAAAAGCUUCACCUAACCAUUGGGAUGUUGGUGCUUUUGAGUGAGCAAGAGAUCCAGCAGACAUGUGAGAUGCUACAGCGGUGUAAAGAGGAAUUCAUUGAUGACAUUUCUGGGGGGAAACCCCUAGAAGUAGAGAUGGCAGGGAUAGAAUACAUGAACGAUGAUCCUGGCAUGGUGGAUGUUCUUUAUGCCAAAGUCCAUAUGAAAGAUGGCUCCAACAGGCUGCAGGAAUUAGUCGAUCGAGUGCUGGAAUGUUUUCAGGCAUCUGGACUAAUAGUGAAAGAGUGGAAUAGUGUGAAACUCCAUGCGACAGUGAUGAACACUCUAUUCAGGAAGGACCCCAAUGCUGAAGGCAGGUACAAUCUCUACACAGCGGAUGGGAAAUACAUCUUCAAGGAGAGAGAAUCAUUUGAUGGGCGAAACAUUUUAAAGGUAUGAUGAUGUCAAACGUGAUGCUGAUGCUACAGUUACAG